Ziziphus jujuba (common jujube) is the source of this 655-nucleotide messenger RNA. RefSeq names its product dual specificity phosphatase Cdc25. The transcript is spliced from 3 exons. Gene Ontology annotation, molecular function: protein tyrosine phosphatase activity. The coding region runs from base 107 to 499 and encodes 130 amino acids. Gene Ontology annotation, cellular component: nucleus; cytoplasm. The record is from RefSeq and is a predicted model, not a curated record. Lineage: Eukaryota; Viridiplantae; Streptophyta; Magnoliopsida; Rosales; Rhamnaceae.
AGACUUUUCAGUCAGCCAAGCCAAGGCCCAAGAAGACCCACCAAAACCAAGAGAUACAUCCAUCUCAAAUCUCGUUGGCGAUUCAGAGAGAAAAAAGAGAGCAGAAAUGGCUCGGAGUAUCUCAUACAUAACUGGGUCUCAGCUAAUCUCUCUGAGGAGUCGCCCAAACAUCGCCAUCAUAGAUGUCAGGGACGACGAGAGGAGUUACGAUGGACAUAUUGCUGGGUCUCUGCACUAUGCCAGUGAUACUUUCUCUGAUAAAAUCUCCAAUCUAAUCCAAGAAGUGAAGGGAAAAGACACCCUUGUCUUCCAUUGCGCUCUUAGCCAGGUUCGUGGCCCAACUUGUGCACGAAAGUUUGUCAAUCAUCUUCAGGAGAUAAAGGAUGAUGCAGGAAUAAAAAACGUCCUGGUUUUGGAACGUGGCUUCAAUGGCUGGGAAGCUUCUGGUAGGCCUAUUUGUCGCUGCAACAGUGUCCCUUGUAAAAGCGAGAAUGCUUAAAAAGUUGCUUAAAGAAAAUCCUUAUUCUGGAAUGAAGCAGAUCACUAUGUUGUGUACAUCUAAAUAUUCAAUUUGCUUAUGUAAUGCAUGUCUAAACAGCGAUAUUCACUUCAUAGUAUGAAAUAUAUAAUCUGUUGCUCUUUGAGUUUCUAUUCA